Phycodurus eques (leafy seadragon) is the source of this 5471-nucleotide messenger RNA. RefSeq names its product sorting nexin 16 (gene snx16). The transcript has 8 exons. Gene Ontology annotation, cellular component: extrinsic component of endosome membrane; early endosome; late endosome. Gene Ontology annotation, molecular function: phosphatidylinositol binding. NCBI's taxonomy places the organism in Eukaryota, Metazoa, Chordata, Actinopteri, Syngnathiformes, Syngnathidae. The record is from RefSeq and is a predicted model, not a curated record. The coding region runs from base 272 to 1333 and encodes 353 amino acids. Gene Ontology annotation, biological process: endosome to lysosome transport; protein targeting to lysosome; early endosome to late endosome transport.
GACUGAUAGUCAAGCAUGCUAACAUGAUACAAAGGAACAGAUGACCGUGCGAUGUAUUGCGAAAUGGACAAACAGCAACAAGACAAUCACACGUCCUGUCUGUUUGAGUAUGUUUAAAAUCUGUUCUGAAGGGCAACGUUCCAUGGCUUACGGUUGUUGAACAUCUUCGCCGGCCUCUCUGAUUGAGCAUUGCUGUCAGGCUCCUGCAUCAAUCUGUGCCACAGAAGCAAGUCAUUACGUUGGGACUGUGGUGACGGUCAGUAGCAGGAGAAUGGCAUCACCGUUUGUGCCUGUACCUAUACCCUUGGACAGAGUCUCAUCAAGUGUUAGUAACAAGCUAAAAAGGCCACCGCGAGCUUCGUCGCUGGGAAGUGUCUCCAGCAGCUCAGAAUUCUCAUCCUCAAUAACCAGGUCAGCUGUGGACGAGCAUGGAAGAUGUAGAAGUUCCCAGUUUCAGUCCCGUUGCACGGACAGAAGCAGUCGAAGCCAGACGCCACCACCUCAACGCAGCCCUGUCAUGCAUACCAGAGGAAAUGGGACUUUUGAGCCCUCAGUGGAGUAUUCAAGUUGCCCCCGCUCUAUAUCUGCUCCUAUAGCGAGCCAGCAAGGAGGAGGAGAGAGGCCUUUCACCCCAACGGUGCUUGGAUAUGAAGUCAUGGAGGAGAGAGCAAAGUUUACGGUGUAUAAGGUCCUAGUCAGGAAAACCACCAAUGAGAGCUGGGUUGUUUUCAGGAGGUAUGCAGACUUUUCCAGACUCAACGACAAGUUAAAAGAGAUUUUUCCGGGCUUUCGGCUUGCGUUGCCUCCUAAACGGUGGUUUAAAGACAACUAUGAGAGCGACUUCCUGGAAGACAGGCAGUUGGGACUUCAGGCCUUUUUGCAAAACUUAGUUGCACACAAGGACAUUGCCAACUGCCAAUCAGUGAGAGAGUUUUUAUGUCUGGAUGAGCCGCCAGGGCCCUUCGAUAGUUUGGAAGAGAGCAGGGCUUUCUGUGAGACUCUAGAAGAAAGCAACUACCGUCUGCAGAAGGAACUGCUGGAGAAGCAACAGGAGAUUGCCUCGCUCAAGAGGAGCCUACAGGAGAAAGAGCAGGCCGUUCUGCUUAUGGAAAAGCAUAUCAAUGGUGAGUGUGGGAUGCCCCAGUCUCCAUGCGGUCUGUCAACUCAGGGCAGCGAGAGCAGUGCAGAUGCAGAUGUGGAAUCCUCAUCUGCUGCAGAAGCUGAUCAGGACAUCCCAAACGAACCGGGACAGACAUUCAUCAUCCUGCUCCCAUACAAAAUGCUAAAUGUAUUUGGCUUUCAACCAGAUGCAACCAGUAUGCUGAAGGAAUGAAUCAAUCUGUGGUUUUAGCAAAUGUAUUGUGCCUGUUGAACAGAUGUCUGACAUUAUUUUGCCUGACAAGUUAAAUGGACAAUUGAAAAUAAACAAGCAAACAAACAGAAUUGCCAAUUUGUCUCUGUCCUAAUUCAUGUAAGAAUAGAGAAACCUGUACAACAGAGUGCAAAAUAUGGAUCAGUCACCCUCUGCACUCUUUUUUUAAUUGACUUACAUUUUCUACCAUGCUUAUUUUCUGAAUAUAAAAUACUGUACUUGUUUUCUUUACCAUCCUUUCCGCUCUUUACGAUCACAUUCUACAGUCAUGAGGCCAAAAUCUGACAGCCGAGCCCAGAAAUGUGAGGGAUUAAAUAUUCUGCACUUCUGCAGGAUAACCUUUUAUGUGCUUUUCUUCCCCUCCUCUAUAUUAACAUGCAUCCCACACUUUGCUGCUGUUACUGUUUUCUGUAUUCAGGGUGGAAAAUGUUGAUUCUGAUCAUUUAUCAUGAUACAAAAUGAUCCUGAUGACAGGAUCAACAUCUCAUUGAUGAAGGUUGGGGUCAGAGUGCUCUCAUUUUAUCAGUUUAUGGAGUAGUGCUAUAGUGUAUCGUGAAAUCUCAAUUUCAUGCACUAAUAGUGAGAAGUGGGCAUCCUUUAAAGCUAUAUAUAGCUAGACUUCAGAUUCUCAGAGCUAAUCAGAGUCAGGUGCGAGCCAACCUGGAGUCCAAUCAAUGUCAAGAUUGGAGGUGUGGCAAAACAUUUAGGACUUGCAAAAUCUGGGCUGAUUUCUUCAAACUAUUCUAAUUUUUUGAAUUCCUGAUUUUGUGGGUUUUAUGAGCUGGAAGCCCAAAUUCUGUAAAAAAAAAAAUUGUUUAAAUUGUGGGCCCUGAAUCUAUAAUCUAUGAAAGUUUAACUUUUUGAAUGGAAUUAUGGAAAUAAAUAAACUUUUCCAUAAUAUUAUUUUUUUUGGAAAGGGUCUGUAGUUGUUUAUGCUGUAUUAAUUGAAACAGAAUUUGUUUUUUCUUGUCCAUCCAUCCAUUUUCAACACCGCUUAUCCUGGUUAGGGUCGCGGGGCGCUGGAGCCUACCCCAGCUGACUUCGGGCGAAAGGCGGACUACACCCUGAACUGGUCGCCAGUCAGUCGCAAGGCACAUAUAGACACGGACAACCAUUCGCACUCACAUUCACACCGUCACUGAGUGGGAACUGAUCCCACGCUGCCCGCACCAAAGUCAGGCGAGUGCAUCAGUGACUGUUUUUUCUUGUGAUUUAGAUAAAGAUCAGAGUACAUUUUAUGACCAAUUUAUACAGACAUUUAAGAAAUAGUAGUUGGUGAACAUACUUUUUCCUCCCACUCCCAGAUUCUAGCUGGGGGCAGAAGCCUCAUCUCAAUUUCAAAGUUUAUUAUAUGCCUAAAGGGACAAAUGUAAAGAGAAGUCACCCCCAAGGUCUAAGAUCAGCCAGCACAGCAAUGCAUUUAUUGUGAGGUAAUUGUAUGAGUAAUGAAUGUAAAUGUUAGCUGUUUUAUUUCAACAACCUAAAAACAAACUGAACGCACAUCAUUAGGCAAUACUGUGAGCAAUUGUUUUCCUUAUAGGAGACCAAAGCAUUUAAAUUAAAGGUCUAAACAUUUCCACAGCUUGGAGCUAAAGCAGCUGUUUUUGUUUUUUUGUUUUUUAAUUAUUCCUGGAUUGACUCAUUCAAUUUGUGUAACACAUGAACAUUGUUAGUUUUUUUGUUCUACCAUAUUUAAUAAUUUGUAAAAAAAAAAAAUAAUAAUUAAAAUGGAGCAAAUUCAUGUAAUAUUUAGUUUCCAUAAAAGGCAUUUCAUGUCCUACUGCACUCUAAUGAAGCAAAUGAUUGACGCAAUUUUGAUUUGAAGGAGCAGAAAUAUGAACUGCUGACUGUGGCAAAUAAUUACAUUUUAAUUUAAGAAGUGGGAGUGCCUUCUGCUGCCUUAGUAAUAUAAGAGCAAAGGUGGUACUUAGAAUUAAAAAAUAUAUAUAUAUAUACAAAAUUUGAGGUGAUUUUAAAACCUCCACACAAACAAACUGGAAUUUGAAUGGUUAACAGACAACAAUAAAGGGACAUUUUAUACUAAUGUCAAAACGAGAUUUUAGUUAUAACUGUAUGCAGUAAAAGCAGCAAAAAUGGCAAAUCUUUAAAAGUGAAAGUCUAUGAGCCUAUGAAGAAAGUCAAAUCGAACCUUUGCCACCUUUAACCUUUGUGGAAAAACAUCAUCUGGCCAAGGCGAGAUAAAAAAUGGCUUCCUUUCAAACAUAGAAAAACUCUUUAUAUUUCCUAAAAAAAAUUUUUUUUUGUUUUAUUUUUGUCCUGUUCGGCUGUUAGGUCAAGCAGAAUGGAAAAUCUGUAUCCCUUUUAUGCCGGAACAGUUUUACUGUGUCACAGUGGAGUUUUUAAGCUUCCCCUGUGGUUUGUUAGUAUUAUAGUUGAGGUUUAUUGAGAAUCAGACUAGAUCACUCGAACAGAACAAAGUUUCUAGAAGGGAGAGAGAAACAAAGACAAAAGACAAAGCCCUAAUUGUAAACAGGAUGAGAGAACUAAAUCAUUGUAUUACCUACAACAAUGAAACAUUAAAUAUGAUUGUUGCGUGGUGCUACACCCUGUGAGGGAAGGACAGGACAAGAUAGGACAGGAGAAGAAGCAUGCAGGACAAGGGUCGUGAACCCGACUGUACAACUGAAGUGUGGUGGGAUUAAUUAUGUAAAUUAUAAAAGUCUGCAGGACAAGAGUAUAAGUGAGGGUAUACACAAGCGAGUUGCAUAUUCAUGAGAUAUUUGUCGCAGUAAGUGCGUGACCCCACACCCAGUGAAAGAGUCCUAGGGGGGUGUGCCUGCGGAUAGAGGCAAGUGAAUUGACACCGUUUUACAUGCAUAAAGACUGACAGAAGUGUCCUGUAACUGCUGUGGCCGCACCGCGGAGGCUGAGAACCCCACCCAAUCGAGGGGCGGGAUCGGGUCCAGGGGUCCACCCGAGAGCAGCCCGGCGGACAGGACACGUCCCACACCAAGGGACCCAGGGCGGUCCACCGGCCCCACCCAGGCGCAGGGACCCAAUGCCAACCACUCCGCCAAACCCCACCCAACACCCACCGCCACCACACCCCCCUCCACCCCCAGCAGAUCCAGACUAUUCCUAACUGACGGAAUUCUCUGACGUAGAACUCGCAAGCAUCUUCGCAGAGAGUCGGUAAACUUUGUCGGUGGCCUGUUUCUUUAAAUAUUGCUGUUGGUAAGGAUUAUGGAUAACAUAUCUCCUUUCAGGAGUAACUUAUUCUAAAAGUGGGUUAAAAUCACUUUUCCAAAGCAAUUGGAACAACCUUUUCCCUCAAGUACUUCCCUGUCAUCUCGUGUGAAUAGGAAAGGACAGAAAAUUCCUAAACAAUAACCAGAAUCUGAAGAGGCCCUUUGUCUGAGAGUUAAUGGUCUCACGUUAAAACAAAGUACUAUAAUUUUAACUUUAACAUCAAUUAUUGAUGUGUCUGACGCCUUACUGCUUUGAAUGCAAGUGCCCUUUACGUAGUUAUUCUCCUUUCCCGUUCAUGUUGUUUUCACAACAACCAUUGUUGAGGCUGGUCCUUUUUUGGUGUGGUGAUAAAAAGCCAAUUGAAAAGUAUAAAACAUGCCCAUAGUCCAUCUUUUGAUACAUACGUAACUGCGCUCUCAUGAGGCAUGCUGAGGUUUUUUGUGUGAUAUGAUGAGGUGUCUCUUGAUGUGACACCUGACAAUGGUUCAGUUUUGCGAGGCCUUAGGCGCAUUACACUACCAAAGGGGCCCUUUGACCUUACAGGUUCCAAUAUACUGAUGUCUUGUCAAUAAUUGAUUUGACCCCAACUACAGUGUGUAUUCUGUUAAACUCUUUACACUCUGAUGUUCUUUGACUGUUGCACACGCCUCCCUUACAUCACAUUUUACUAACAGAUUACCAUCUUCACAUGAUGGCCGCAAGCCUUCGCAUUCCUGCUUUUUCUCCCCAUCUGUUUUCUUGAAGAGAGGAGAACGUGUCUUCCUCUUGUGGAAUUUAAUGGCGGUCUUGUUAAAUUUGCAAUAACGUACUCUAUUAGUGGUUGUAUAGUGCCUGUUCACACAUGAAAAUGUCCUUCAGUGUCAUGUUCAAUGGCUCAUCUGCUUCUACU